Eucalyptus grandis is the source of this 2153-nucleotide messenger RNA. RefSeq lists its product as uncharacterized. The record is from RefSeq and is a predicted model, not a curated record. The transcript has 8 exons. Gene Ontology annotation, biological process: UDP biosynthetic process. Gene Ontology annotation, molecular function: UMP kinase activity. The annotation marks the transcript as partial. Gene Ontology annotation, cellular component: cytoplasm. Lineage: Eukaryota; Viridiplantae; Streptophyta; Magnoliopsida; Myrtales; Myrtaceae.
CGACUUCUCCCUCUUAGGCGACGACAGCCACCACCACCACCACCACCACCACCACCCCCACCAGCCGCCUCCUCCGCCGCCGCAUCCCCACCCUCACCACCACCACCACCUCCUCAUCCCCCGUCCUACGCGCCCCAGCAGCGGUACGCGCCCCCUCCCCCUCCCGCUCCUCCGAAAUCCACCCCGAUCCACGCGCCGCCGCCGCAGCAGCCGCCGCAGCCGCCGCCGAGCCCCAAGGCGACCGGCGCCGAGGUCCGCGAGGAGGGCGGCGACGACGACUACGGCGACGCGGCCUUCCACGACGUGAACCCGUUCUCCGCCGACGAGGGCUCGAACCCGUUCAACGCCGCCGGAUCGGAUCCGAGCAAGUCCCGCGCCGAUGGGCGAUCCGACAAGAGGAAGAGCCAGGACGAGCUCAGCGACGGGGGCACGCCGUAUAACUACAAGAAGACGAAGGCUUCGGCUUCCUCCGCUUCCGCGUAUAGGAAGGAUCGGGAGGAGUGGAGCGACGCCGCGAUCGCGUGCCUCCUGGAGGCGUACACGGAGAAGUUCACGCAGCUGAAUCGGGGGAAUCUGAGAGGGAGGGACUGGGAGGAGGUGGCGACGACCGUGAGCGAGCGAUGCGAUAAGCAGACGAAGAGCGUGGAGCAGUGCAAGAACAAGGUGGACAAUUUGAAGAAAAGGUACAAGCUGGAGAGGCAUAGGAUGACCAAUGGAGGCAUAUCGGUGAGCCACUGGCCGUGGUUUAAGAAAUUGGAGGAGAUCGUUGGUAAUUCGUUGCCUGUGAAAUCUCCGAGCGAGGACGACAAGGGAGGUGCUGCUUCUGCUACCUCUGUUAAGCAGUCCAAAAGACAUGCAGUAGUAACAACCUGCCAGGGAAACCCGGUGAAUAACAUCAAAUCCAAAUCAUUAUCUAACCCCAGAUGGCGGAGAGUUGUAUUCAAGAUUAGUGGUGCUGCACUUGCUGGUACUGGACAAAACAAUAUCGAUCCAAAGGUGGCAAUGUUAAUCGCAAGAGAAGUCAUGAUGGCAUGUCGUCUUGGUGUACAGGUGGCAAUUGUUGUUGGAGGUCGCAAUUUCUUUUGUGGCGACACAUGGGUCACUGCUACAGGCUUAGAUAGAUGUACAGCAUACCAGAUUGGUAUGAUGGCAACUGUGAUGAACUCUGUACUUCUCCAGUCAGCACUAGAGAAGAUGGGUGUUCAGACGCGUGUGCAAUCUGCAUUUCCAAUGCAAGAGGUUGCUGAACCAUACAGCAGGCAGCGAGCAAUUCGUCAUUUAGAGAAAGGCCGAGUUGUAAUAUUUGGCGGUAUUGGAGCUGGCACUGGGAAUCCUCUCUUUUCUACAGACACUGCUGCGGCUCUUCGAGCUUCCGAGAUCCAUGCUGAAGCUCUCCUUAAAGGUACUAACGUGGAUGGUGUUUAUGAUUGCAACUCCCAAGACAACAAUGUUACUUUCGACCAUAUCACCUAUAGGGAUAUGGGUGCACGUGGAGCCACAUCCAUAGACAUGAUGGCAUUGACAUUCUGUGAAGAUAACGGGAUUCCUGUUGUGGUGUUUAAUCUUCUUGAGGCUGGGAACAUUUCAAGAGCCUUAUGUGGUGAUCAAGUUGGUACCCUGAUUGACCAGGCUGGCAGGAUAAGCUAAUAGAAUAACUAUAUGCGGGUUCGAAGCAUUAUUAGGUCUUCUAUCCCGAAAUUUACUUAGAACUUGUUCCUAAGUUAAUCUUUCAUAGAACUGUCGGCACUUAAGUUCUGCUGCUAAGUGAUCGACCAACCAGUUCUCUCCUCUAAUUGAAGCGAGAAAGUGGAGAAGGAAGUCCAUAUCAGUUCCGCGUGGAUGCUGGACACCAACCAUGUAGAGUGACUUUCAUCCUCUUGAAACUGCAUCACUACAUAGCAAGGUCUGGCUAAUUGUGUCAUUGAUCUGCAUCACCAUAAGGUGCCGUCUUUUACUGUAAACUAGUGUAUGUAAUUUUACUAACCGAAGGCAUUAGUAGGAAGGUGUUGUGGUCAGGACAGUUGAUGAAGUGGAGAGUGUGCUUAUAGUUUAAGGUAGGAAAAUUACUUAGAGAGUGAUUGUAAUGACAUCUUGAGAUCAAUGACAGAUAUAUGCACAUUUUCCCUAUAAUGUGACUCAGAUGCUUUUAUUCA